AGCGAAGCAGAUUCGGAGCAGCGCCGAGCAGGCAGGCAGCCGGCCGGGUCAGAGCGGAUCGGACUUCUCGCCGGGCUCGGAGGCGCCAUGAACACCAUCAAGAACGUGCCUGCCCGGGUGCUGAGCCGCAGGAGCGGCCACAGCCUGGAGGCGGAGAGGGAGCAGUUUGACAAGAACCAGGCAAUGAGCAUCAGCAAAGCCAUCAACACACUGGAAAAUCCGGUGAAAGAGAAACACGCCCGCAGAAUUAUCCUGGGAACUCAUCACGAGAAAGGAGCGUUCACUUUUUGGUCUUAUGCAAUUGGCCUCCCUUUGCCAAGUAGCGCCAUCCUCAGCUGGAAGUUCUGCCACGUUCUUCACAAAGUCCUCCGGGAUGGGCACCCAAACGUUCUUCAAGAUUGCCAGAGAUAUCGAAGUAACAUUCGAGAAACUGGAGAGCUCUGGGGCCACCUGCAUGAUCGUUAUGGCCAGCUCGUAAAUAUUUAUACCAAACUUCUGCUCACAAAAAUCUCCUUCCACCUCAAGCAUCCUGAAUUUCCCCCAGGCCUGGAAGUGACAGACGAGGUGCUAGAAAAAGCUGCGGGGACAGAUGUGAAUAACAUUUUUCAACUCACCGUGGAGAUGUUUGAUUACAUGGAUUGUGAACUCAAACUGGCUGAGUCGGUUUUCAGGCAGCUGAACACCUCCAUGGCCGUGUCCCAGAUGUCUGCGGUUCAGUGCCGCCUGGCUCCCCUCAUCCAGGUGAUUCAAGACUGCAGCCACCUCUACCAUUACACUGUCAAGCUGAUGUUCAAGCUCCAUUCAUGCCUGCCAGCUGAUACGCUACAAGGACAUCGGGACCGGUUCCACGAGCAGUUCCGCAGCCUCAAAAACUUCUUCAAAAGAGCUUCGGAUAUGCUGUAUUUCAAGCGUCUCAUCCAGAUCCCAAGGCUGCCUGAGAACCCCCCCAACUUCCUGCGGGCAUCGGCUCUGGCAGAGCACGUGAAACCAGUGGUGGUGAUUCCCGAGGAAGCCCCCGAGGAUGAAGAACCAGAGAACUUGAUAGAGAUCACCACAGCCCCCCCUGUGGAGCAGCCGGUUGUUUGUGAUAUAUUUGAGCAAACGUUUGGGCCUCCCAAUGGCAUCAGAGAUGACAGGGAUCUCCAAAUAGAGAACCUAAAGAAAGAAAUUGAUCUGCUUCGAGGAGAGCUGGAGAAGAUUAAACUCGAGGCCCAAAGGUACAUCACUCAGCUGAAGGCCCAAAUUAACAGCCUGGAGGCAGAGGUGGAAGAGCAGCGGAAGCAGAAGCAGAAGGCCCUUGUGGACAACGAACAGCUCCGGGAUGAGCUGGAGAAGUUGCAUAAGGCCAAGCUGGAGAGUGACAAGAGCCGAAGCCUCUGCCUGGAGGCAGAAAAAAAGGCCAGUGCCACUGAACUCCGCUACACCAAGCUGAAAGAGAAGCACAACGAGUUGAUCAACACUCACGCGGAGCUCUUGAGGAAGAAUGCAGACACUGCCAAGCAGCUGACGGUCACGCAGCAAAGCCAAGGGGAAGUGGCUCGGGUGAAGGAGCAGCUGGCCUUCCAGAUAGAGCAGGUGAAACGGGAAUCGGAAAUGAAGUUGGAAGACCAGACUUUGCAAAUGGAGCAGGUGAAGCGAGAUCUGGAAGCCAAGAAAGAGGAGCUGGCACAGCUGCAGCAGUCUCUCAGCCAAUCCAAGCAGGUUGGCUCAAACCUCACCUCCCAGCUGGAAGUCCUCCAAGCUGAGAAGGACGUGCUGAGGAAAUCGGUCGGUGAAAAGGAGUGCGAGCUCAUCUCUGCCAAGGGCCUGAUCCAAGAAAAGGAGCUGCUGUUGAACCAGGAAGUGGAGAGGAGGGCCAAGGAAGUGCAGGAGCUGCAGGGGAAGCUCUUGGACAAGAAAAGUCAAGAACAGGCCCUGCAGCAGAAGCUCCUGGAGGAUCAGUUCAGCCUCCUGCAAGGGACGGUGAAAGAGGCGGAGAGCAUCAUCCAGGACGCCGUGGCCAAGGUGGACGAUCCCCUGCACCUCCGCUGCACUAGUUCACCAGAUUACCUCAUCAGCCGUGCCCAGGCAGCUCUGCAGUCGGUGAAUGCUGUGGAGGGCGGGCACAGCCGUUAUCUGGCCAACAUGGCAGAUGCCACUGGAUUGGUGGGUGCUCUCACCCAGUUUGCCCACCUGACUGCAGAUGCCAUUGUCAAUGGCAGUGCCACUUCUCAUCUGGCGCCCACAGACCACGCGGACAAACUGACUGAAACCUGCAGGGAUUGCGGGCGGCAGAGUCUGAGCUAUCUGAACAAGCUGAAGGACAAAGAGGCUCUCCAACAGGCAAAUCCGGCCGAUGUGAGGAAGACCUUGCAGGAGCUUCUUCAGCUGGGACAGGAACUGAGGCCCAAAAGCUUAGACAUCCGUCAGGAAGAACUGGGUGACAUGGUUGACAAGGAGAUGGCCUCCACUUCAGCAGCGAUUGAGGAUGCAGUCAGAAGGAUAGAGGAAAUGAUGAAUCAGGCCAGGAUAGAGAGUUCUGGGGUGAAACUGGAAGUAAAUGAAAGAAUUUUGAAUUCCUGCACAGACUUGAUGAAGGCCAUCAGGCUUCUUGUCUUGACGUCUACGCACUUGCAGAAGGAGAUUGUAGAAAGCGGAAGGGGGGCAGCAACGACCCAGGAGUUUUAUGCAAAGAAUUCCCGCUGGACGGAGGGGCUGAUCUCUGCUUCUAAGGCCGUGGGCUGGGGAGCCACACAGCUUGUAGAAUCCGCAGACAGAGUUGUCCUGCACACAGGCAAAUAUGAGGAACUGAUUGUCUGUUCGCACGAGAUUGCAGCCAGUACAGCCCAGCUUGUAGCUGCCUCCAAGGUGAAAGCAGAUAAGAACAGUGGAAAUCUGAGCAAGCUGCAGGAAUGCUCCCGCACUGUCAACGAAAUGGCUGCCAAUGUUGUGGCUUCCACGAAGUCAGGCCAAGAGCAGGUUGAAGACAGAGAUACCAUGGACUUCUCUGGGAUGUCCUUAAUAAAACUCAAGAAGGAGGAAAUGGAAUCACAGGUAAAGGUGCUCGAGUUAGAGAAGACACUGGAGAAUGAGAGGCUUCGCCUGGGGGAGCUCAGGAGGCAACAUUACGCCCUGGCUGGCAUCUGCACUGAGACCCCUGAAGUGGGAAAGCCCACUGUGGCCCGCAAACCGGGUGUCUUGAAAAAGCCGCCUGUGGCCCAGAAACCUGCCCACUCCAAGCAAGAUCAUGAGCUGGAUCAGGAAGACGGUGUGUACCAGGCACAGCUAGUCAACUUCUAAGGGUGGCAGCAGCAGCAGGCGCCAAACAACAGACUGUCGUAGGAUUCAUCUUUUACUCAACUUGAUACUUCCGGCUGGCCUGGGGGAUUCAGGCACUGUGUGGUCCAGUGUACAGUUCGGGAUACCUUAAUUUAUGGAUUCCUGGUGGAGGGCAAAGACUUCUCAGGCACCAAUUUGCCUCUGGAAGGGGGAGUGCACUCAGGAAAGCACCCCCCCCCCAAAUGGUGCAGACAUUCCAAAGCCAUUACAUGUCUGUGUUUUAAACAGAUACUGACUGGAUUAACCCUCAAGCUGCCUUCGGUCUGGCAUUGCCUUUAUGCUGAAACUUCUGUCCUCGGAGUGAAACAAGAAGACAUCCCUGACUGCAUGCAGCGGACUAAUCUCCAGUACGAGACUCUCUUUCUUACAGUGGUGUUGGGCUUCUGGUAGCUGAGGGUGUCCCAAGUGGAAACAGGAGGUGGGGACCUUGCCUUCGUCGUAUCAGUUCUCUUAUUUAUAAGCAAUAGGAAAACUUUGGAGUAAAUGUUGGUGCAUCUAUUACUGUAGUACAGAGAGAUCUUUUUAAAGAAAUGUGAAUUGUUUUUUUUUUAGUAGGCAGUUUUUUGGUGGUGUUUGUGCUGCAAGCUAAAAGAAUUUUCAAAAGAGAUGUUCUUUCCAAUUGUCAGUUUUUUAUGUUUUAAAGAAUUUUGAGUUUAUAACAGAGAAGGAAAGAAGCAGGGUAAGAAGGCUGCACUGCAAUCAGGGGUUCAUGAUCUCCAGAGAAAGCGACGCUGUUUUAAAUGUUUUCAACCUGAAUUUAGGGUAUGAAACCUGGCUGGUCAGAGAUGUUAUACAUAUAUUUGUAGCAAUAUGUAUUAGUGGGGAGGGUGGGAAGAGAACUUGCAACUUAUAGGACAGGGAAAUAGUUCUGAUUCUUGGGGAAAGUUUCUCUUCCUAAGUUGUAAUAGACCCAAUGUAGCUUAUUAAAAUGAAUUA
Messenger RNA from Eublepharis macularius, 4254 nucleotides. It is a transcript of the gene HIP1R, whose product is annotated as huntingtin interacting protein 1 related. Gene Ontology annotation, biological process: endocytosis; clathrin coat assembly; actin filament organization. Bases 88 to 3279 code for a protein of 1063 amino acids. Gene Ontology annotation, cellular component: actin cortical patch; clathrin-coated vesicle. The record is from RefSeq and is a predicted model, not a curated record. The transcript has 32 exons. Gene Ontology annotation, molecular function: actin filament binding; phosphatidylinositol-3,5-bisphosphate binding; clathrin-cargo adaptor activity. Lineage: Eukaryota; Metazoa; Chordata; Lepidosauria; Squamata; Eublepharidae.